Messenger RNA from Myotis davidii, 8439 nucleotides. RefSeq names its product ADP ribosylation factor guanine nucleotide exchange factor 2 (gene ARFGEF2). Gene Ontology annotation, molecular function: guanyl-nucleotide exchange factor activity. The record is from RefSeq and is a predicted model, not a curated record. NCBI's taxonomy places the organism in Eukaryota, Metazoa, Chordata, Mammalia, Chiroptera, Vespertilionidae. The transcript has 40 exons. Gene Ontology annotation, biological process: regulation of ARF protein signal transduction. Bases 5 to 5362 code for a protein of 1785 amino acids.
UGCCAUGCAGGAAGGCCAGACCAAGAGCAUGUUCGUGUCCCGGGCCCUGGAGAAGAUCCUGGCCGACAAGGAGGUGAAACGCGAGACUCACUCCCAAGUAGGGGCCUUUCUUUCUUCCUCAUCAGAUGAAAUUAAAGCAGAAAUAGAAAAGCAGAGGCUUGGCACUGCCGCACCACCCAAGGCAAACUUCAUUGAAGCUGACAAGUAUUUCCUUCCAUUCGAGCUAGCUUGCCAGUCCAAGUCCCCACGGGUGGUCAGCACAUCUCUCGACUGCUUGCAGAAACUCAUCGCAUAUGGGCACAUCACCGGCAAUGCUCCAGACAGUGGAGCUCCAGGGAAGCGGCUGAUUGACAGGAUCGUUGAAACCAUUUGCAAUUGUUUUCAGGGCCCUCAAACGGAUGAAGGAGUUCAGUUACAAAUAAUUAAGGCUCUUCUGACUGCAGUAACGUCCCCGCACAUUGAAAUUCACGAGGGCACUAUCCUACAGACUGUUAGGACAUGUUACAAUAUCUAUUUGGCCAGCAAAAAUCUCAUCAAUCAAACCACUGCCAAGGCUACCCUUACUCAGAUGCUGAAUGUCAUUUUCACCCGCAUGGAAAACCAAGUGUUUCAGGAGAUCAGAGAAUUGGAAAAACCAGUCCAGUCGAAACCCCAGUCCCCUGUGAUUCAAGCUGCAGCAGGGUCCCCAAAGUUCAGUCAUUUGAAGCAGAAUGAGGCACAAAGCAAACCAACAACUCCUGAAAAGACAGAUUUAACCAAUGGUGCACAUGACACAAGUGGUUCUGAAAAAGUGAGCUCAGAGAAUGGAGAUGCACCCAGAGAAAGAAGCUCAUCGCUAUCAGGGACUGAUGAUGGAGCCCAGGAGGUGGUGAAGGAGAUCUUAGAAGAUGUGGUCACAUCUGCUGUCGAAGAAGCAGCACAAAAGCACAGUCUGACAGAAUCCGAGAGGGCCCUUGGCGAACUGGAGGGACAGGAAUGUGCUGUCCCAUCAGCAGUGGACGAAAACUCACAGACCAAUGGAAUAGCAGAUGACAGGCAGUCCUUGUCGUCAGCGGAUAACCUGGAAUCAGAUGCACAAGGACAUCAAGGAACUGCUAGGUUCUCUCACAUUCUGCAGAAGGACGCCUUCCUGGUGUUUCGCUCCCUUUGCAAGCUGUCCAUGAAACCCCUUGGUGAAGGCCCCCCAGAUCCAAAGUCCCACGAGCUGCGCUCCAAGGUGGUUUCCCUGCAGCUGCUCCUCUCGGUGUUGCAGAACGCCGGUCCAGUCUUUAGGACUCACGAGAUGUUCAUCAAUGCAAUCAAGCAAUAUCUCUGUGUGGCAUUGUCCAAAAACGGCGUCUCUUCAGUGCCUGAUGUCUUUGAGCUCUCUCUGGCCAUUUUUCUUACUCUUCUUUCAAACUUUAAAAUGCACUUGAAAAUGCAGAUAGAGGUCUUUUUCAAAGAGAUUUUCCUGAACAUUUUAGAAACAUCAACAAGUUCUUUUGAGCACAGGUGGAUGGUCAUUCAGACUCUGACAAGGAUCUGUGCAGAUGCCCAGUGUGUUGUAGAUAUUUAUGUCAACUACGACUGUGAUUUAAAUGCUGCUAACAUUUUUGAGCGCCUCGUAAAUGAUUUAUCCAAAAUUGCUCAGGGAAGAAGUGGACAUGAGCUGGGAAUGACACCUCUGCAGGAGCUCAGUCUGAGGAAGAAAGGACUAGAGUGCCUCGUGUCCAUUCUCAAGUGCAUGGUGGAGUGGAGCAGAGACCUAUAUGUGAAUCCCAACCACCAGACCAGCCUUGGUCAGGAGAGGCCCACAGAUCAGGAAAUGGGGGAUGGGAAAGGUCUCGACAUGGCAAGACGGAGCAGCGUGACCUCCAUGGAGUCCACAGUGUCCUCAGGGACCCAGACAACUAUCCAGGAUGAUCCAGAGCAGUUUGAGGUCAUCAAGCAACAGAAAGAAAUCAUUGAACAUGGCAUUGAGCUAUUCAACAAGAAACCCAAGAGAGGGAUCCAGUUUCUCCAGGAGCAGAGUAUGCUGGGAACAUCAGUUGAAGAGAUUGCCCAAUUCCUGCACCAGGAGGAGCGUCUCGAUUCUACCCAAGUAGGUGAUUUCCUGGGAGACAGCACGAGAUUCAACAAGGAGGUGAUGUAUGCCUAUGUGGACCAACUUGACUUCUGUGAAAAGGAGUUUGUCUCAGCCCUGCGGACAUUUUUAGAAGGUUUCCGCCUACCUGGGGAAGCCCAGAAGAUUGAUCGGUUAAUGGAGAAGUUUGCCGCAAGAUACAUAGAGUGCAAUCAGGGGCAAACACUUUUUGCUAGUGCUGACACUGCGUACGUCCUAGCAUAUUCGAUUAUUAUGCUAACUACAGACUUGCACAGCCCUCAGGUAAAAAAUAAAAUGACAAAAGAACAGUAUAUUAAAAUGAAUCGGGGCAUCAAUGACAGUAAAGAUCUACCAGAAGAAUAUCUCUCAAGCAUCUAUGAAGAGAUAGAAGGCAAGAAAAUUGCAAUGAAAGAAACAAAAGAGCACACGAUCGCAACCAAAUCUACUAAGCAGAGUGUAGCUAGUGAAAAGCAGCGACGGCUGCUGUACAAUUUGGAGAUGGAACAAAUGGCUAAAACAGCCAAAGCUCUGAUGGAGGCUGUGAGCCACGCCAAAGCCCCAUUUACGAGUGCCACUCACUUGGACCACGUCCGGCCAAUGUUCAAACUGGUGUGGACGCCGCUGUUGGCAGCCUACAGCAUUGGACUGCAGAACUGUGAUGACACUGAAGUGGCCUCCCUGUGUUUGGAGGGCAUCCGCUGUGCAAUCCGGAUCGCCUGCAUCUUUGGAAUGCAGCUGGAACGAGAUGCCUAUGUUCAGGCUCUUGCUCGCUUCUCCCUGCUGACAGCCAGCUCCAGCAUCACAGAAAUGAAGCAGAAGAACAUUGACACCAUAAAGACGCUUAUCACAGUGGCUCACACUGACGGCAACUACCUUGGGAAUUCCUGGCACGAGAUCUUGAAGUGUAUCAGCCAACUAGAGCUCGCUCAGCUCAUAGGAACCGGUGUGAAGACCCGCUACCUGUCUGGGUCUGGGCGUGAAAGAGAGGGGAGCCUGAAGGGCCACACAUUGGUGGGAGAAGAGUUCAUGGGCCUCGGUCUCGGUAAUUUGGUGAGUGGUGGAGUGGAUAAAAGACAGAUGGCCAGUUUCCAGGAAUCGGUUGGGGAGACCAGCUCCCAGAGUGUGGUUGUAGCUGUAGACAGAAUUUUUACUGGAUCUACUAGACUGGAUGGAAAUGCAAUAGUUGAUUUUGUCCGUUGGCUGUGUGCCGUGUCCAUGGACGAGUUGGCUUCCCCACAUCAUCCCCGCAUGUUCAGCUUACAGAAGAUUGUGGAGAUAUCGUACUACAACAUGAAUCGGAUCCGACUGCAGUGGUCCCGAAUAUGGCAUGUGAUUGGCGAUCACUUCAACAAGGUUGGCUGUAACCCUAAUGAAGAUGUGGCUAUCUUUGCUGUUGACUCAUUAAGGCAACUUUCCAUGAAGUUUCUUGAGAAGGGAGAAUUAGCCAACUUCCGUUUCCAGAAAGAUUUUUUGAGACCCUUUGAGCAUAUCAUGAAGAAAAACAGGUCUCCGACCAUCCGGGACAUGGUGAUCCGCUGCAUUGCCCAGAUGGUAAACUCCCAGGCUGCCAACAUCCGCUCGGGCUGGAAGAACAUCUUUGCCGUGUUCCACCAGGCAGCCUCAGAUCACGAUGGGAACAUCGUGGAGCUGGCCUUCCAGAGCACAGGCCACAUUGUCACAACUAUUUUCCAGCACCAUUUCCCUGCAGCCAUCGACUCCUUUCAGGAUGCUGUGAAGUGCUUGUCGGAGUUUGCCUGCAACGCCGCUUUCCCUGACACCAGCAUGGAAGCCAUCCGGCUCAUCCGUUUCUGUGCCAAAUACGUCUCCGAGAGGCCUCGGGUGCUACAAGAAUACACAAGCGAUGACAUGAAUGUGGCUCCUGGUGACAGAGUCUGGGUCCGAGGCUGGUUCCCCAUUCUGUUUGAGCUCUCCUGCAUCAUCAAUAGGUGCAAGCUAGAUGUGCGGACAAGAGGACUCACGGUCAUGUUCGAGAUCAUGAAGAGCUAUGGCCACACCUUUGAAAAGCACUGGUGGCAGGACCUGUUCAGAAUCGUGUUCAGAAUUUUUGAUAACAUGAAACUCCCGGAGCAGCAGUCGGAGAAAUCUGAGUGGAUGACAACAACUUGUAAUCAUGCACUUUAUGCUAUUUGUGACGUAUUUACCCAGUUUUAUGAAGCUUUGAAUGAAGUUCUUCUUUCUGAUAUAUUUGCACAGUUGCAGUGGUGUGUAAAACAAGAUAAUGAGCAGUUGGCUCGAUCAGGUACAAAUUGCUUAGAAAACUUAGUAAUAUCCAAUGGAGAGAAAUUCAGUCCUGAUGUCUGGGAUAAAACGUGCAGUUGUAUGAUGGAUAUUUUCAAAACAACCAUCCCACAUGUUUUGCUGACGUGGAGGCCUGUGGGAAUGGAGGAAGACUCAUCAGAAAAACAUUUGGAUGUGGAUUUGGACCGCCAGUCUCUAAGCAGCAUAGACAAAAAUGCCUCUGAGAGAGGCCAGAGCCAGCUCUCUAACCCCACUGAUGAGAGCUGGAAAGGUAGACCAUACGCAAAUCAGAAACUGUUUGCCAGCCUCCUCAUCAAGUGCGUGGUCCAGUUGGAAUUGAUACAAGCCAUUGACAACAUCGUGUUCUACCCAGCAACGAGCAAAAAAGAAGAUGCAGAGCACAUGGUUGCUGCCCAGCAAGACACGCUGGAUGCGGACAUCCACAUAGAGACGGAGGAUCAGGGCAUGUAUAAGUGCAUGUCUUCCCAGCACCUCUUCAAGCUGUUGGACUGCUUGCAGGAGUCCCAUUCAUUCUCAAAAGCCUUCAACUCCAAUUACGAGCAGCGAACUGUCCUAUGGCGAGCAGGUUUUAAAGGCAAGUCUAAACCCAAUCUUCUAAAACAAGAAACCAGCAGCCUGGCCUGUUGUCUGAGGAUCCUGUUUCGAAUGUAUGUCGAUGAGAACCGCAGGGAUUCCUGGGAAGAAAUACAGCAGCGACUCUUAAAUGUGUGCAGUGAGGCGCUUGCCUACUUCAUCACCGUGAACUCUGAAAGCCAUCGGGAGGCCUGGACAAGUCUCCUGCUGUUACUCCUCACAAAAACCCUCAAAAUAAACGAUGAAAAGUUUAAAGCACAUGCUUCAAAGUACUACCCCUACUUGUGUGAAAUUAUGCAGUUUGACCUGAUCCCUGAGCUCCGGGCAGUCCUGCGGAAAUUCUUCCUACGGAUAGGUGUUGUGUAUAAGAUAUGGAUCCCAGAAGAGCCGUCACAGGCAGCAGGCACCCUGUCACCAGUGUGGUAGCCCUGGCCCUGCUGCCCUCAGAACACUCGCCACGCCACCUCUGCUGGCACAUCUCCCGAAGGGGCAGAUCCUAGAGACAAGGAGUCAGCAUCUUGGCGCUCAGGAUGGUCUGGAUAAAGCCGGCCUCUGCGCUGGUCCCUCAGCGUCCUGAACAGGGCGUGUGUUGUAUGAAACUGCUGCAGACCCAGUUAGCACAGCGGGUGGGGAGUCUCUCAUCUCCGUCAUUCCAUUCCCUGACUGAACUGUCGGUCAGACCUGUCGCUGCACGUGCUGUCCUCUCUAGGGACGUCCCAUGAUUGACUGGAACCAUUUUGUCAGAGGAAGUUGCUCUCCUUUAAAAUACUGGACAUAGCUGUAUCGGUUCGUGACUAUUAGAGUCUGUUAAUAAAAUUUCUUGUAACGGCCAAGUGCCACCUAAGAUGCUGGGUUUUGUUGUUGUUUGAGUAUGUUAGACAAGUUUGAGUGUUUGUCAGUUGUGAGUCAGCUGCAAUAGGUUAGUUUGGGGAGAUGUAGGGGACAAAAGGAGGGUGUUUUCCCUGUUCUGUUUAUGUCUGAGUGAUUUUUAAAGUAUUUUACAAAAACAUAUUAUUGAAGAUUUGAUUAAGGCAGAGUUUCGUGAUUAAGUUAGACAAGCGUGCAAGGUUAAAAUGUAGUGCCUCCUGGCUCUGCCUGUUUUAGUAACUUGAGGAGAGAGACUAUAGGGGGAAAAAAAUUUAAUGAAGAUGAUUAGCCUUCCUUGAAGUAAGUACUUGUGGUGGAUGGGUAUCAAAUUAAAUUUCCAGGAUACAUUGUCCAUCUCACACACUGAAAUCUAAUAUAUGAAGUAGUAAUUUAAGAACUAAUUUAUAUUUGCGUAAACCUUUUAUUUGUACCUCAGAAUCGUGAGUGGACCAAUGGUUAGUGUCCCUCUCUGCACAGUCCCCAGUGCAGGGUCCUCGAGAGAGGGCAGUGGCUGUGCGGGAGACGGUUGCUCUGAACCUCCUCAGGCCCGUGUGCGGGUCCAACCAGAGCAGACCCGUGCUGUUGUGGGGCCGGCACAGCUGGUCUGUGACCUUGGCAGGAGGCGGCAUGGCCCAGUGCUUCUGCUGACCUGAGCCCAGGAGCUGAAUUCUUUGGAAGGUUCAAUUCUGAGGCCCUUUCUGUGUUAACAAUGGUGCAAUAUUCUUAGCUGCAGUAGACCUGGAUUCUGACGCAUCUUAUGUGAAAGCGGGCAGUGUACAGGUCGGCCCAAAGCCUGCGAGCAGGAUAUUUGGAAGUUCAUGUUGUUGUGAGUCCGUGAGAAAGAGCACACCUCAUUCUUGGCCCUCUCGCCCACUGCUCACCAAGAGCAGCUCAGCAUCAGGAAAGGUGUUACACAGUUUUUAACGCAUUCAGACUUCUGCCUACGCCCGUUAGUCCUGUAAAUUGGGUUGUAUCGAUGUCAACUCUGGUGCCUUAGAAGUUAGUAAGUUGGGAACCUAUCUAUAAAAGCAGAUUUUUUUUUCUUUAUAGAGAAGGAUUUCUGGUGCUUUUGUUUAUUAAGAAACCCAUUUCUUAAACGUUUUUCUUUUUAACAGCCUUGAGAAAUGUUUGGUUUGGGCCAGCAGUACUCUACUUUUUUCUUUCUCCAAAAGUGUUUUCAUUUCUUUACCAAAGGAAAAAAGCAGGCUUAUGUUUUUACAUUAUUUACACACAUUUAAGAGGAACUAUAUAACAGGAAGGGACACGGGAGAGCACAUUGGACUGACUUGUCUUGAGUCCCUUACAUCUUGGCACUGAACGUGGGAGCUCCGUUCUAAGACUGACUGACUCCUGGUACGAUGGUCUGUCACAGCCCCAACAAGUCAGUCAUCUCCAUCGACAUUUGUACUAAAGGCAUAAAUGGGGAACACGCAUGUUCAUUACAUUUUCGGUACAGCUGCACCCCUAAUUGGGAUUUUUCCUUUCCUUCUGAGAUUGUCAUAUGACAUUUGCUUCCUCGAAGGUGACUGCAAGACUUUUCCAGUAUAUUCCUGCCUUCUCUUUAAUUUUUGCCUCCUUUUGCGGAGUAAAAAAUGUGUAGUACAUUCUGUUACAUACUGAAACAUUCAGGCUUCCAUUUCUUUUUAACUUUAUCUUUUAAAUGAUUCAAUUUUCUAAAUGAGGCGUUUGAAUUGUACCAGCGUGGACUUUUAAACACUGGACGUAAAACCAUGAAGGGUAAUUUUUCUUGUCUCCGGACCGUGACCUACAGAGGAAAUCCGUUACCUCCAGUAAUAAGCCAUUCAGCCUAAAUUCCACUUCUGUGUCGUGGUGAACGUGGCUGGUGCCACUCAAACACUAGUGAGAAGGGUGUGUGUGGCUCACAGCACCGGGCCAGGGCACCAUGUGUUAACAAAGUGGAGGAGCAGAGGGAAGCGUUUCCAAGGCCUUACUUUCCCAGAAUGCUUUAAGUGUUGAGUAUAUGUGCUGGGUCUCCAGAGAAGUUUUUGUUACUUCUGCUUUGCGCAGUUUUGUUCUUCUUCAUUGUCCUUCAUAGAAAUCACCAGCUUUGGUAUCUUAACAACAAACAGAUGGGAAAUUUUAUUUCAAAUCUGUAUCUUUAGAAUCAAACACACUUUUCCCCUGGUACUCGCACAUACAACCAAAGAAUAUACAUUAUGGGAAUUGUAUAAUAUCUGGAAACACAACAUUUUCCGCUGACAGGUGACUUUUGUACAAAACGCAAAAAGAAAAAAACUUUUUUGUGGUUCCUUUGUGAUUAUGGCUAUACAUUUAGUAGUCUUUAGUAGUUAUUAAAGGAACCUGUUGACAAAAGUAUGACCAUCUCAUUCAGAUGUUUGUUGUUAUGAUGCAAAUGGUAUUGGUUUAAACAGAAGCUGGAUUCUCAGCUUUUAAACAAAAACUGCAUUUUUUGAAUUCUGUUUCUAUAUUUGUGUUAAGAUAAACAUAGCUUGAACUCACAUGAAAUCUUGGAGUUUUGCCAUCAGCAGCUUUGUAGUUUGGGAAACAAAGAAACCAAAGCUGAAUAUUUAAAAGAAUGAAUAUAUCUGGAAAUCCUUGCUGUCAUAAAAAGACGCUCAUCAAAGGUCUCGUUUUUCUCAGUGUUCUAAUUUUUU